UCUGCCCAGUGCCUCUCCCCCGCCUGCAAUUGUCAGUGCCCUCUUUCCAACGCGUGUGACGGAGUUCUUUUGGCAGCUCGUGCUUUCAUGGUUUAUGUUUAUAUUCGAGUGAAAUGAGGGUUACAAAACUGGUAUUGAAAUUCUAGGUAACUACUCUCUCGCUGAAACAUUGGCCCUGAGAUCAAGUCGAGUAGAGUAGGUUCAAGUGCUCACUGGGAAAGAGAAAAGGAUGGAAGACCGAAGUGAGGAGUGGAAGCUUAUAGAAUUCUCGUCUGAAGCUAUUGGUGCCAAGGUCAGUGGGAUGUUGAACAAGGGACUGCUACUAGGAAAGAAGAUUUUGAUCGCGGGUAUUUUAGUUUCGUCCACGCCAUUGGUUCUUCCUCCACUAUUGGCUAUUUCGGCGAUUGGGUUAGCUGUUUCAGUCCCUUCUGGGCUGAUCUUGGCAAGCUAUGCUUGCUCUGAGAAACUUAUGCGAAAGCUGUUUCCAGGGACAGCAGCCCCUCCACUUCUGCUGGAUUUUGGACUGGUCUCUAAUGAUGAAGAAAUAUGUAGGGAUGAAGAAGAGGAAGAGGGAGCUGUCGGGUUUGGAGGAGAAGUUGAUAAGGUUGAAGGGGAAGAAGACCGUAUGGAGGAGACAGAGAGAAUGGGUGAGAUGAGCGUUGAAUUGGUUGAGAAGGAAAUUGAGGAUAAUACUGAAGGGAAAGCCACAGCAGGGGUUGAGUAUGGGCAAGGACGUGCAAAGAAGGACAAGAAAGAAUUUGUAGAAGAUGCUGAUACUGUAGGGGAAAAGGGGUAUGAGGAAGAUGUUGGGGAGUACGAAGAUGAGGAGGAGGAAAAGCCUUUGGAAGAGAAAAUUGAAGUAAAAAAUGGACUGAAAGAAGAGAAGGAAGAACCUGAGAUUGAAGGAAAGACGGAUGAACAGCUACUGCUAGAGGGGCAUGGACUUGUGGUUGUAAUCGAGGGAGAUGAGGGAAGUGGCAACAAAGUUGGAAAAGUGGAGACACCGUUUCAAGGAACAACUGCAGCUUUAGAAGAACUUGGUUGUCCCGAAAAAGCGAGUGGCAUUGAAGAAGAGGAAUUAUUGAGAGAGACAAGGGUACUGAUUGAAAGACUCAGGGAUGAGCGUACAGGUGAUGAUGCAGAGAAAGAUUACAGACGUCAUGUAGAGGAAAGGCAAGGCGGCGCAGAAGAGGGAGGUGAUGAUAAAGAUCAGGAUUUCCCUUUAAACAGGGUCCUGGAUAUUGUAAUUUCCUUAAAUACAGAUGAAAGAGAGAUUGCUGAUGAAAGUGGACUCGAUUUGUUUGAUGUCAAAACUGUAGUCCUUCCCAAAGAAUCAUCAACUAAUAUGGGCAGAGAAGCUGCAGAAUCUGCGGAGCGUUUUGUUGCAGCUACAGUUCAUGCGUCUAGCCUUCCCUCUGAGAAAGACAUUAUCGUUCCCUCAAGUGAGCUGCUACAGGUAUUGUCUAAUGAGGAGGAGAUCUGGGAAAAGAUUGAUGCCAUGCGAACCAUAGUAGGUUAUAAAGCCACGCCCCAACGAACGUGCAUGGAGGAACUAAAAGCUCUCUACAUCUUCACUGGAGUGGAGCUACCUGCCUCUCCCUCGUUCAUGGACCCCUCUGAUCUUGGAAAAGUUUAUGAGAGUCUCCAGUUUCUCAUGUCCAUAGUUGGAGUAAAGUAGAUGGAGGAUCCGUUUGUAGCAUCUUUGGCUCUUUGAAGAUGCUCAGAGCAUAAUUAAUGCAUUCAUUAGUUAUCAUUUUAGAUAACGGAGGACGUUUUGCAGGGUCCCAAAGUCUAUGCAGUCCAUGCUACGAACCGAUGUUUGCAUGCAUUUUUGUUUUGUUUUGUUUUCGUUGUGAUGUUUUUUGUAUUUGCUGCUUUGGCAGAGUACCCAUGUAGUAUUGACGUUCCUCGAUUCAGAAUGUUGCCUAAAGCCUGAAGGUCGAUCAAAGACAUAACUUCACCAAAAUUGUCCAAAAUAGAGGACCAAGAUCAUUUUUCCAAAAUACAUUAUCAACACCAAGAUAAUGCAAAAAGAUCCAGAUUCUGACUCA
Molecule: messenger RNA, 2051 nt
Organism: Carya illinoinensis
Lineage: Eukaryota; Viridiplantae; Streptophyta; Magnoliopsida; Fagales; Juglandaceae
Exons: 4
Coding region: 230-1678 (482 amino acids)
Source: RefSeq, a predicted model, not a curated record